Aspergillus luchuensis is the source of this 1668-nucleotide messenger RNA. RefSeq names its product cytochrome P450. NCBI's taxonomy places the organism in Eukaryota, Fungi, Ascomycota, Eurotiomycetes, Eurotiales, Aspergillaceae. The transcript has 3 exons. The record is from RefSeq and is a predicted model, not a curated record. Bases 1 to 1668 code for a protein of 555 amino acids. Gene Ontology annotation, molecular function: iron ion binding; heme binding; monooxygenase activity.
AUGCCUUCGCAAACAUUCUAUCUUCUUGGGGAAAGCCCAUCAUCUGCAAAGGAAAUUCAGUUUGAUUCUUCCGCAAAUGUUGAUGAUUUGAAACAUUUGAUUGCCGCACACUUUGCAAUCGUUGAGCCAAGUGGAAUUGGCUUCCAAGGGGACAAAGCUGUCUUGAAUGAGCUCUCAGAGGUGCUGGCAGCACCUGGUCCUGUGCCCCUCACAAUCGACGGACACGCCGUGCGCGACCCUCCCUGUCCCAGGGAAUUACCUUUCGUCGGCACCUUUUUCGAAGUUUACCCCGACCAUCUCGGAAACCACCAGCGACUCUUUGAGCGAUAUGGCCCCAUUGUGAAAACAAAUAACCUAGGUCGUGUGACCUACCAGACCAAUGAUCCAAGAAUAGCAGCGAUUGCUUUUGCUGAGUCGGAUUUCUUUACCAAGAAGAUCAAUGAAGCGCACCCCUUGGCGGGGCUUAAGACCCCCUCUGCUGGCAUUUUCCUUGGAGACACUGAUACCGAAGAAUGGAGAGUCGCUCACAAGUUCUUGCCUCCUGCCUUGGGCCCGAAGGCGGUCCGACACUACGCCCCAACGAUGCAGAAGACAGUCGAAGACUCGUUCAAGGUUUUUGACGCGCUUGAUAAACAGGACGAGGCUUGGAACGUGUACCAGUACAUGCUCAAGCUGGGUUCUCAGGCGGUUGGAAAGCUAGUUCUAGGGCUCGACUUUCAGCAUUUUGAAGCACCGGAUGCUCCAGUUCAUGAGAUGGUCCAUAACAUUGCUGAAUUACUUUCUCUCAAUAAGAAGGUUACAUCCAUGGGUAAUUGGUAUGCUGGGUUGCCUUUUGGCGACCCAAAGCGACUCCGAACUUUGAAAACCAGCAUCGAGGACAUGGUUGCGCAGUCGAUGGAGGCGGCUUCGCGGGGAGGCAACGAGGAUUUGCCAUUGCAAGAUGCUGCUCUGAAAGCAGACAACAUGGUCGACUAUGCCGUUCGUGCGACUGAUAACAAGGGCGAGAAGCUGCCAAAGUCAAGUCUAACCUGGGCACUAGUUGUUGCCACUGGCGCUGGAUUCACUACGACCAGCUCUCUCCUAUCCUGGCUCAUUUACGGUCUCUGUGUGUACCCAGGCAUGCAAGAACGCCUUCUCCAAGAACUAGUAGAUCAUGGAUUUGACGAAAAUACCGAAAUUACGGCUGAUUUCACCGAUGAAUUGGAGUUCCUUGAUAAAUAUAUCAAAGAAACGCAACGCCGCCACAAUCCAUCCUUCCAGCCGGGCCGAACAGCAAAGGUUGACCUUGUCUUGCCUGGAGGGUACAGGCUGCCCAAAGAGUCAGUUAUAGUGCCCGCACUGCACCAUAUUCACAACCAUCCUGACCUUUGGGAUAACCCUGCUCGAUUCAACCCCGACCGCUGGGAUACCGAGGAGGUAAAGUCCAGGCACAAGGCGGCAUAUAUUCCUUUUGCAACGGGCCCGCGCAUGUGUAUUGGGUUCAACUUUGCACUUCAAGAGGUCAAGGUCUUCUUGCCCAAAUUGGUCUACCGCUAUAAGUUCUCCUUGGAGGACAACGGGCCUAUCGAGUAUGAUCCCAUGUUUCAGUUGAUCAGGCCCAACAAUCUGUACGUACGCGCAGAACGGCGGGUGAGAUGGCCACCAAAGUCGAUGCCAACAGCAGCAUAG